AUGGCGUCUCUCCUUCUCAUCAUUUUUAUCCUCCGCCCCUCUCUCCUCCUCCACGCACACUCCGACCUCGAAGCCCUCUUGACUCUGAAGUCAUCCCUCGUCGGGCCCUCGGGCUGGGGCCUCGACGACUGGUCCGAUUCGACGCCUCAUUACCCGACCCAUUGCUCCUUCUCCGGCGUCGAUUGCGACGCCGACGGCCGCGUGACGUCGCUCAACAUCGUCAACGUCCCGCUCUCCGGCGCCCUCCCGCCGGAAAUCGGCUUGCUGGGCAAGCUCGUCAACCUCACCCUCUCGGGGACCAACCUGACCGGCCCCCUGCCGGCCGAAAUCCGCGGCCUAACCUCGCUGAAGCUCGUAAACAUAAGCCAGAACGCGUUCUCCGGCGCCAUUCUCGGCGAGGUUGUUGCGGACCUCGCCGACCUCGAGGUGUUCGACGCGCUCAACAACAAUUUCUCCGGCAGCCUGCCGGCGGAGUUCGCGCUGCUGAAAAAUCUAAAUUUCCUCAGCCUCGCCGGAAACUACUUCUCCGGCGAUAUCCCGGAGAUUUACUCCGAGUUUCAGAGCUUAACUCAUCUGGGUCUGCACGGAAACAGCCUGACCGGAAAAAUCCCCGCCGGCCUGUCCAAGAUACCCAACCUCCAAGAACUCUAUCUCGGGUAUUACAAUACAUACUCUGGCGGCAUACCGCCGGAGUUCGGCUCCAUGACUCGUCUUCAGUUGCUUGAUCUUGGCAUGUGCAAUCUGAGCGGUGAAAUUCCGGCGAGCCUUGGGAAUCUCAAGCAUUUGCACUCUCUGUUUCUUCAGGUAACAGCCAUUGAUGAUAAUUUCAUUGGUUUCACCCUUAUUAUCCUGAAAUUUUUGGUUUUCUACAAUUUUAUGCAGAUAAAUAACUUAACAGGCCAGCUCCCGGCCGAGCUGUCCGGCAUGACUAACCUAAUGUCAUUAGAUAUCUCCGUCAACAGCCUCACCGGAAAAAUCCCCGAACCUUUUUCAAAACUGAAAAACCUCACACUUCUCAAUUUGUUCCACAACAAAUUCCAAGGCCCUGUCCCGAGCUUCUUCGGCGAUCUCCCGAACCUCGAAGUUCUCCACAUAUGGAGCAAUAACUUCACCCUCAGCCUUCCCGAAAAUCUCGGCACUAACAAAAGGCUCACAAUGCUCGACGUCACCGGAAAUCGUCUGACCGGCCCUUUACCAAAAAACCUCUGUUUAGGUGGGAAACUGAAAACUCUAAUCCUCAUGGAUAACUUCUUCUACGGCCCAAUUCCAUCGCAAAUCGGGUCGUGUAACUCCCUUACACGGAUCCGGGUCAAGAACAAUUUCCUCAACGGUACUAUCCCAGAGGGAAUCUUUCAGAUGCCGUUUUUGGAUAUUCUCGAGCUCGACGGAAACUACUUCUCCGGCCUGCUGCCGGAGGUGAACAUUGUUGCCGGAAGCUUGUCCCGACUCACGCUCUCCGGCAACUCGAUUUCCGGCGGCAUACCUCGUGCAUUCGGUAAUUUAACGAAUCUGGAGAUACUAUCGCUCGACAACAAUGAAUUCUCCGGCGAGAUUCCGGCCGAGAUUUUCGGGAUUAAAAAGCUCACGAAGCUAAACUUAAGCGGUAACCGUCUUACCGGCCGCAUACCACCGGCGGAUUUAAACGAUUCUCUUCUGUCGUAUGUUGACCUCAGCCGAAAUAACUUGAUUGGUGGAAUCUCGGGGAAUAUUAUUCCUCAGCUACAGAAUCUCAACGUUCUCAACUUGUCGAGAAACAAUCUCCAAGGCGAAAUUCCUGACGAAAUUGGGCUCAUGAAGAGCCUAACUGUAUUAGAUUUGUCUUACAACGAUUUUUCGGGCCGGGUCCCGUUAACCGGGCUUUUAGGUGCUUUGGACGAUCGUUUUUUCGCUGGAAACUCGAAUCUCUGCUUGCGAAACGUCUCGUUUUGUCGAUCUAAUACACGCGAAUCGAGACGAGCGUCGAGUCCAGCUGUCGUAGCUACAGUCUCGGUUGUCGUUUUAUUAGUUUUACUAUGCGUUUGGACUUUUCUCAGAAGGCGGCGUUUCGAGAAAUCGAGAAAAUGGAAGCUCACGGCUUUUCAAAAAGUGGAUUUCACGGCUGAGGAUGUGGUCGGGUGUUUGAAAGAAGAGAAUAUAAUCGGGAAAGGCGGGGCCGGGAUUGUCUACAUGGGGUCCAUGCGGAACGGAGCUGAUAAUAUCGCCAUAAAACGCCUCGCCUGUCAUAAUAAUAAUAAUAAUAAUGAUGGCGGUUUUAUGGCCGAAAUACGGACAUUGGGGAGUAUAAGGCAUCGGAACAUAGUACGUCUCUUAGGUUAUUUGUGUAAUAACGAAACAAAUUUGUUGCUUUACGAGUACAUGCCGAACGGGAGCUUGGGUGAGGUGCUGCAUGGGCCGAAAGGGGCACAUUUGAUAUGGGAAUCGAGGUUUAAGGUUGCGGUGGAGGCUGCUAAGGGGCUUUGUUAUUUGCAUCACGACUGUUCGCCUCCGAUUAUUCAUAGAGAUGUGAAGUCGAACAAUAUUCUGCUCGACUCGAACUAUGAAGCUCACGUGGCUGAUUUUGGCCUGGCUAAGUUUUUGGGUGAUGGGAGCGUGUCGUCAGUUGCGGGCUCGUAUGGCUACAUUGCUCCGGAAUAUGCGUACACUCUGAAAAUCGACCAGAAAAGUGAUGUGUACAGCUUUGGUGUUGUGCUGUUGGAGCUCAUCACGGGCCGAAAGCCCGUUGGCGGGUUUGGGGAAGGAGUGGACAUUGUUAGGUGGGUUGCGAAAACUAAAUCCGAGCUGUCGGCCCAUUUGGACCACACUUUGGUCCUGGCUGUGAUUGAUCCACGGCUUAAUGGGUACUCGCUGGACUCGGUCGUGGGCCUAUUUAGGAUUGCAAUGAUGUGUGUGGCGGAUGAUAGUUCGAGAAGGCCCACGAUGCGUGAGGUUGUGCACAAGCUCGAGAAUUCUCCCACAGCCGACACGUGGACUCCACGGUAGUUUGGUGUGUUUAGUGAUGGGGGGUUUAUGUCUGAAUGUGAUGCAGUUAGGGUAGUAGUAAUAUGUGUAAUUGUGUAUGUGACUUGAAGUUUUAAGUGUGGUUUACUUAUAUGUAUAGUUUUUAAGGGGUUUUAUUGGUUUUGUGAGAGGGUGAAAAUGUAAGAAAGGUUGUGGUUUUAUGUUGAUUUUGGUGGUAAAUGUUGCGUGGGAGUUUCUAUUUUGUUUUGUAAAAAAGUUAUGAUGAUGUUUGUAGCUUGUGCAACUUUUAGUGCGGUUAAAUUAAAUGAGCCUGACUCGGUUCUGUUUAUUAA
Molecule: messenger RNA, 3290 nt
Organism: Striga asiatica
Lineage: Eukaryota; Viridiplantae; Streptophyta; Magnoliopsida; Lamiales; Orobanchaceae
Source: the annotation of a GenBank genome assembly